This is a messenger RNA of Lucilia cuprina (Australian sheep blowfly), 411 nucleotides long. RefSeq lists its product as uncharacterized. Bases 19 to 384 code for a protein of 121 amino acids. The transcript has 3 exons. Lineage: Eukaryota; Metazoa; Arthropoda; Insecta; Diptera; Calliphoridae. The record is from RefSeq and is a predicted model, not a curated record.
AUUUUAAAAUAAUAUAUAAUGUUUAAAAUUAUCGCUCCCAUUUUCUUCGCAACAUUUUUGCUAAAGAGUAAUGCUGAAAAAUUAUUUGGCAAAGAUUUUGAGAAUGCUGCUGUUAUAUUACAUACAGCUUUGAAUAAGAUUAAUGAAAACGGAGAAGAACUCUAUACUUCACGCGGCAUAGAUGCAAUUUACAAAUUCAUACCCAAUGAAAUUUACACUUAUGAAGCCUCGGUGAGGGAUUCUAACGAUAAUCAAAAGAGUUGCCAGAUAACGAUAUCGUUCAGUUAUAGUGAUGCAAAUGCUCUGAUGACUAUAAAAUGUGAAGGUGAAACUGAAUUCACUAGAAAAAUCGUUAAUGAGAAGCCUGUUGUUCCUGAUUCAUAAGAAAUGUAAAAUAUAUAGAUAAAACAU